Messenger RNA from Funneliformis caledonium, 786 nucleotides. Lineage: Eukaryota; Fungi; Glomeromycota; Glomeromycetes; Glomerales; Glomeraceae. The record is from the annotation of a GenBank genome assembly.
GAUUUUACAAUAGAUCCUCUUACACAUAUCCUGCCACUUCUUUAUUUAAAGAAUGAUCCAGAAAUGAUGGUUUCUAUUGCUCGUACUUUUAAGGCAUUAAAAACCACUCUUGGUGAGCUAAAAAAUUAUUAUUCGGAAUUUCAAGUAACACAACACAUUGAUAAUUUAAAUCUUCAACGACCAGCUAGUUUUCCUUAUCCUUCUUCAUUUAAAAUGGAUGAUAACAGUAAUAUCAAAUUUAUUUAUAAAGAUCAACUUUGUGAUGGUAAAUUAAUUUUUAGAGUACAAGGACAAAAUGGAGAAUUUAAAGAUAAGUGGAUGGUAGUAAAAUUCACACAAAAAUAUUGCAAAGAGGUUCACAAAUUCUGUGAAAAAAAAGAAAUUGCACCUGAACUUUUUGCAUUUAAUAAUCUUUCUGGAAGUUGGAAAAUGAUUGUUAUGGAGUACUUAUCUGAUAAUAAGUAUAUUAAUCUUUACAGUCUUCUAAAAGAAAAAAGAGAAAAUCAGAAAGAUUUACAACAAAAAGCAAUAGAUGCUGCAAAACUUUUACAUUCUGGAAAUUAUGUGCAUGGUGAUCUUCGAGCAUCUAAUAUUAUGAUUUCAAUUGAUAUGAAACAUAUAAAGAUUAUUGACUUUGAUUGGAGUGGAAAAGUAGAUCAUGCUAUUUAUCCACAUUUUGUUAGUAAAAUCUUACCUUGGCAUCCAGAUGUUGAUUGUGAAAAACCAAUUGCUAAAGAACAUGAUUUAUAUCUUUUAAAGAAAUCUAUAGAAAGUAAUCCUUUUUAA